Neltuma alba is the source of this 921-nucleotide messenger RNA. RefSeq lists its product as uncharacterized. The record is from RefSeq and is a predicted model, not a curated record. NCBI's taxonomy places the organism in Eukaryota, Viridiplantae, Streptophyta, Magnoliopsida, Fabales, Fabaceae. The coding region runs from base 1 to 921 and encodes 306 amino acids. The transcript is spliced from 2 exons.
AUGGGUACUUUUGAAGGAAAUUUUAAUGAUGAUCCAAAUAAGCAUUUGACCAAGUUUAUAGAGGUUUGUAAGAACUUCAAACAAAAUAGAGUUACUAAAGAUGCACUGCGAUUGAGAUUGUUCCCCAUGUUGUUAUCUCACAAGGCGAAAACGUGGUUGAAUUCUUUACCAGAACACUCCAUUAAGACUUGGGAUGAGCUUGUAUCUAAGUUCAAGGCUAGAUUUAUUCCAAGAGGCAAACGUGCUAUAUUAAGGGGUGAAUUGCUUUCUUUCGAGCAGCAUCCAUAUGAGUUAUUCUACGAGGCUUGGGAAAGAUUCAAAGAUAUGUGGAGAAAUUGUCCAAAUCAUGAGCAAAAGAAAUAUGUUCUAAUGGAAGCCUUUUGGAAUGUGUUGAAUGAUAAGACAGUGACAAUACUGAAUACCGCUUCAAAUGGAGGAAUCAGAAAGAUGAAGAUUAAGAAAGGAAAUGCUACAGGAGUUCAUGCACUUCAGGCUCUGGGAUACACUUGUGACCAUUGUAAUGAGGAACAUCAUUCUGAUCAGUGCCUAUACACCUUAGAGACAGUCAAUUAUAUGAAUAAUAUGCAGCGAAGACCACAUGGGAGCCCUUACUCUCAAACCUACAAUCCAAAUUUGAGAAAUCACCUAAAUUUCUCAUGGAAAAAUGGGCCAAGUUUGAGCCCGCCACAAAUAUUAUCGUCUGGUACUAAACAAAUGGGGCCUCCUAGUUUUCAUGGCCAACCACAACAACAUCAAUUGCAACAGGAGCAUCCUCAAAAGGAGGAAUCCAAAAUUGAGAAGAUGUUUGCUCAGUUAUUAGCAAAUCAAGAAUCUGUAAGGGCUGAGAAUAAGGCAACAUUCUCUCUCCAUGAAACUACUAUCAAGAAUCUCGAGGUUCAAAUGGGUCAACUAGCUUCAUAA